UUCUCUGCGCAUAUUGAGAGAGAGAGACAGACAGACAGACAGAGAGAGAUCGUGAAGCAGAGAAGAGAAGCAGCAGAGACAUAUAUAUACAUAUAAUGGGUAGCAGUACUGCAUAUGGAAGAAUAGCGAUGGAGGUGGGAGCUGAUGGGGUUGCUCUCAUAACCAUUAUCAACCCUCCUGUUAAUUCCCUCUCCUUUGAUGUGAUGCGCAGCAUGAAAGACAGUUAUGAGGAGGCAUUACGAAGAGAUGAUGUGAAGGCAAUUGUUAUUACAGGAGCGAAGGGCAAUUUUGCUGGGGGGUUUGAUGUUUCAGCUAUUGGAGGAUGUCAGGAGGGAACGAGGGAGACAGAACAAAGGCCUGGCUAUUUAGCUGUAGAUGUUAUCACUGACAUUUUCGAAGCUGCGAGAAAGCCUUCAGUUGCUGCCAUUGAUGGGCUUACCAUAGGUGGAGGAUUAGAGAUUGCAAUGGCAUGCCAUGCUAGAAUAUCAACUCCAACUGCGCAAUUAGGGUUGCCUGAACUGACGCUUGGAAUAAUUCCUGGACUUGGGGGAACACAGAGACUUCCACGUCUUGUUGGUCUCUCAAAGGCGCUUGAUAUGAUGCUGAUGUCAGAGCUAGUCAAAGGGGAUGAAGCUUUUACUUUUGGUCUCGUGGAUGCCAUUGUUUCACCUGAUGAGUUGUUAAAAACUGCACGUCAAUGGGCCCUUGAUAUCUUCGACUCCAGAAGGCCAUGGGUUACCACUCUUCACAAGACCGACAAGAUAGAACCCCUUGGGGAAGCAAGGGAUUUACUCAAGGUUGCCAGAGCUCAGGCCCAGAAACAGGCUUCCAAUCUUAAACACCCAUUGAUUUGCAUUGAUGUUAUCGAAGAGGGUAUAGUUCGAGGUCCCCUCGCAGGACUAUGGAAGGAAGCGGAAGCUUUUCAAGAACUUCUGUAUUCUGACACUUCCAAGAGUUUGGUCCAUAUCUUCUUCGCUCAAAAUGGAACAUCAAAGGUACCUGGAGUUACUGAUGUCGGUUUAGUUCCAAGACCAGUGAAUAAGAUUGCUGUCGUUGGUGGAGGACUAAUUGGCUCUGCAAUAGCAACGGCAUUAAUUCUUAGUAAUUAUAAAGUAAUCCUUAAAGAAGUAGAUGAAAAGUUCUUGCAGGCUGCGAUUGGUAGAGUCAGAGCCGACCUGCAAAGCAGUUUGAAGAAAGGGAAAAUGUCUAGUGAGAAGUUUGAGAAAACCAUCUCUCUUCUCAAUGGUGUCCUUGACUAUGAAAGCUUUGAAGAUGUGGACAUGGUGAUUGAGGCUGUUACAGAGGAUGUUUCUUUGAAGCAACAAACUUUUGCUGAUCUUGAAAAGUAUUGCCCACCACAUUGCAUAUUUGCAAGUAGCGAUUGCACAAUUGACUUGAACCUGAUUGCAGCAGAUAGGACAAAGUCAAAAGAUCGUAUAGUUGGAUCUCAUUUCUUCAGUCCGGUUCAUGCCACGCCAAUUUUGGAAAUUGCUCACACUAAGCAGACGUCUCCUCAAGUGAUUGUUGACUUGAUACAUGUUGGGAAAAGUAUGAGGAAAACUCCAGUAGUAGUUGGAAAUGGCCCUGGAUAUGCCAUAAACAGGAUGUUCUUCCCUUAUACACAAGCGGCUCUUUUGCUCGUUGAGCGUGGUACUGAUCUCUAUCAGAUUGAUGGGGCUAUUACCAACUUCGGAAUGCCAAUGGGCCCUUUCAGAUUGGCUGAUCUGGUUGGCCUCGGUGUUGCAAUUGAGACUGGCAAGCAAUUUGUUCAGAAUUUUCCUGAGCGAACAUAUAAGUCAAUGCUUAUCUCACUUUUACAGGAGGACAAGAGAGCAGGUGAGACUACUCACAAAGGGUUCUAUGUGUAUGAUGAGGAACUCAAUGCUAGCCCUGAUUCUGAAUUGGAAAAAUAUAUCGAGAAGUCAAGGAGCAUUUCUGGAGUAACCAUUGACCCUAAGCUAAUGAAGGUAACAGAAAAGGAUAUUGUGGAGAUGAUAUUCUUCCCCGUGGUGAAUGAGGCCUGCCGAGUCCUUGCUGAAGGUAUUGUAAUCAAUGCAGCAGACCUUGACGUUGUUGCCGUUAUGGGCAUGGGUUUCCCACCUUACAGGGGAGGUAUUAUGUUCUGGGCUGAUUCUAUCGGAUCCAAAUACAUUUAUUCAAGAUUGGAGGAAUGGUCAAAGAUAUAUGGAGAAUUCUUCAAGCCCUGUGCCUAUUUGGCUGAAAGAGCUGCCAAGGGGACUCCUCUGAGUUCUCCAGUGCAGCAAGCAGCACCUCAAUUGUAAGAUCGAUUUACUGGGUUGCAUCGCCUGCUUGGUUCAAAAAUCUCCUUGUAUUCUUCCACAAGCCUCGGUCCCACAAGCAUUUAGACCAAUUACACAAGUGAGACCAUCUUCACCAACAAGCAACAACCCCUUCGACCAAUUGCAGUCAAGCGUACCAUCAAAAUGUUAACGAUUUACUCGUGUGGAUAAUGAUGACAGACCAUCAAAUAAUGCUGCUGAAGAUGUCGAGGAUAUCAUCUAAUCUCUACUGCCAGUUGUCACUCAGCUUUUGGAGCUCAUCUCUCUGUUAAAUCUCGUUGUAGAUUAUAUCAUUUUCAUCUCUUAUGUAAGAAUCCAAAUAAAAUAAAUAAAUAAAUAAUGAUACAGAUAUUAUG
Molecule: messenger RNA, 2656 nt
Organism: Juglans regia (Persian walnut)
Lineage: Eukaryota; Viridiplantae; Streptophyta; Magnoliopsida; Fagales; Juglandaceae
Product: glyoxysomal fatty acid beta-oxidation multifunctional protein MFP-a-like
Exons: 18
Coding region: 96-2282 (728 amino acids)
Biological process (GO): fatty acid beta-oxidation
Cellular component (GO): peroxisome
Molecular function (GO): NAD+ binding; (3S)-3-hydroxyacyl-CoA dehydrogenase (NAD+) activity
Source: RefSeq, a predicted model, not a curated record